CAGACACGCGAGCACUCCAGGAGGAAAGUGACACGGCCCCUACGCAUGCCUGCCCCAACCCUAGCCUUCCCAGCGCCCGCGGGGACCCGAGCAGGAUGCGCUGGGGCAAAGUCCAGCCCCGCGCGGCCUAGCGGAGCACGGGAGAGGGCGCUGCUCGGCGCCGCCACCUGCCGCCGCGGCCCCGCGCGCUCCCGACCUUCGCUUCUCCCGGCGCGCACGCGCUUGCCUGCUUCCUGUCGCCGGGGCCAUGGCGACCUGCUUGCGGCUGCAGCGCUGUGGGGCCCCGCGCCUCCGACCCGCGCUCCCCGGCCACGGCCUCCGCCCCCGCGCCGGAUGCUGGGCACCCCGGCCGGCCGAGCUCCGUGCCUACGCCCCAGGCCUGGGCGCCCUCCCUGAGGCGUUGCUGCGCACCGACAGCUUCGUGGGCGGCCGCUGGCUCCCGGCCGCCGCCACCUUCCCGGUGCUCGACCCCGCCAGCGGCGCCGAGCUGGGCCGGGUAGCCGACUGCGGGGCGCCCGAGGCCCGCGCCGCAGUGCGCGCCGCCUACGACGCUUUCUGCAGCUGGAGGGGCUUCUCGGCCAAGGAGAGGAGCUCAGUGCUUCGGAAGUGGUACGACUUAAUGAUACAAAACAAGGACGACCUUGCCAGGAUCAUCACAGCUGAAAGCGGGAAGCCGCUGAAGGAGGCGCAGGGGGAGGUCCUGUACUCGGCGCACUUCCUGGAGUGGUUCUCGGAGGAAGCCCGCCGCGUGUACGGGGACGUCAUCAGCACCCCCGCCAAGGAGAAGCGGGCCCUGGUGCUCAAGCAGCCGCUGGGCGUGGCCGCCGUCAUCACGCCGUGGAACUUCCCCAGCGCCAUGAUCACCCGCAAGGUGGGGGCCGCCCUGGCAGCCGGCUGCACCGUCGUGGUGAAACCCGCCGAGGACACGCCCUUCUCAGCCCUGGCCCUGGCCGAGCUCGCCCUCCGGGCCGGCGUCCCUCCGGGGGUCUACAACGUCGUGCCCUGCUCCCGGCAGAAGGCCAAGGUCGUGGGGGAGGCGCUUUGCACUGACCCGCUCGUGUCCAAGAUUUCCUUCACUGGCUCCACAGCCACCGGAAAGGUGCUGCUGCACUACGCGGCCGACUCCGUGAAGAGGGUGUCCAUGGAGCUGGGCGGCCUCGCCCCCUUCAUCGUGUUCGACAGCGCCGACGUGGACCAGGCCGUGGCGGGGGCCAUGGCCUCCAAGUUCAGGAACUCCGGGCAGACCUGCGUCUGCUCGAACCGCUUCCUGGUGCAGCGGGGCGUCCACGACGCCUUCGUGGCGAAGCUCGCCGAGGCGAUGAGCACCCACCUGCGUGUGGGCCACGGGCUCGAGGAGAGGACGACCCAGGGCCCGCUGAUCAACGAGAAGGCGGUCGAAAAGGUGGAGAAGCACGUGCGUGACGCCCUCUCCAAAGGCGCCACCGUGGUGACCGGCGGGAAGCGACACCGACUUGGAAGGAACUUCUUUGAGCCCACCCUGCUCAGCCACGUCACCCAGGACAUGCUGUGCUCCCACGAGGAGACCUUCGGGCCCCUGGCACCGGUCAUCAAGUUCGACACGGAGGAGGAGGCCGUGGCGAUUGCCAACGCGACCGAUGUCGGGUUAGCAGGUUAUUUUUACUCCCGGGACCCGGCCCAGAUCUGGCGGGUGGCGGAGCGGCUGGAGGUCGGCAUGGUGGGCGUCAACGAGGGGCUCAUCUCCUCCGUGGAGUGCCCGUUCGGCGGCGUCAAGCAGUCGGGCCUGGGCCGGGAGGGCUCCAAGUACGGCAUCGAUGAGUACCUGGAGGUCAAGUACGUGUGCUUCGGGGGCUUGUAGGUCCUCCUCGUCUCCGGA
This is a messenger RNA of Phyllostomus discolor (pale spear-nosed bat), 1855 nucleotides long. It is a transcript of the gene ALDH5A1, whose product is annotated as aldehyde dehydrogenase 5 family member A1. Gene Ontology annotation, molecular function: succinate-semialdehyde dehydrogenase (NAD+) activity. The record is from RefSeq and is a predicted model, not a curated record. Gene Ontology annotation, biological process: GABA catabolic process. NCBI's taxonomy places the organism in Eukaryota, Metazoa, Chordata, Mammalia, Chiroptera, Phyllostomidae.